This is a messenger RNA of Metarhizium acridum CQMa 102, 2661 nucleotides long. Lineage: Eukaryota; Fungi; Ascomycota; Sordariomycetes; Hypocreales; Clavicipitaceae. The record is from RefSeq and is a predicted model, not a curated record.
AUGAAGAGCAUGCAGGGUCUUUUGCACAAGACCAGUCUUCAAACUGCCCGUGAACAGCAGCAACGCUCCUUUGCUCCACAACCUGUCGCUGGCCAAAAAAGACCGUGGUCCAGUAACGAUGGCUUUAUUACGUCGCAUCAACUUGCUACUAGUACUGCCAAUAAUUCCCCGUCGCAUUCCAUUGUUCAUUUCCAGAAAGCCAUUUCUCUUCCGUCAGCUCCCAAACGACUAUCCGCGAGUAAGAUAACGCAAGCCGCGGGUCAUCAUACAACGAGCGAGUACUCACAGCGAAGGCUUAUUUCCGCAACACCACUUUCCUCUCAAGACCCCGAGCUAGACCUUGCCCAUCAGACAUAUGGCCUCCAGCGUCAAAUUGUAUCUAACCUUUCUUCAUUGGGUAUAAAACACAUCUAUCCCUGGCAAAAGAAUUGCUUAAAAGGCCCAGGCCUACUAACUGGGGAGAGAAACCUGGUGUAUUGUGCACCAACCGGAGGUGGUAAAUCCUUAGUGGCAGACUUGCUUAUGCUGAAACGAGUAAUUGAAGAAGCUGGUACUAAAGCGCUUCUUGUUCUUCCAUACGUUGCACUUGUACAAGAAAAAGUAGGCUGGCUGCGCAAGGUGGUUCAACAUGUCAAGAUUCUCGAUCGAUCGAUGUCCCAAGGUGCCGAAAAUGGGCCCUGGCGUCGGCGAGCAGAUUACGGUACCAUUCGAGUAGUUGGCUUUUUUGGAGGUGGAAAAGUACGAGCAACCUGGGACGAUUUUGACAUUGGUGUCUGCACAUUGGAAAAGGCAAAUGCCCUGAUCAACACCGCUAUCGCUGAUGGCUCAAUAUCGAAGCUUCGGUCUGUAGUCUUGGACGAACUUCACAUAAUUGAUGACGACCAUCGGGGGUAUAUCCUCGAACUGAUUGCUGCCAAGCUGCUCUGUCUCGGGCAGCAAGUUCAACUUAUUGGAAUGAGCGCAACACUUCCGAACUUAAAUUUGCUCGCCUCGUGGCUUCACGGGCACACUUAUGAGACACGGUAUAGGCCGGUACCAAUAGAGGAACAUUUGGUGUACGACGGCAAGGUCUUUCUAGCAGGUCCCAAUGACGGACUAGGGCAUACUCCCUCACAACUGGGCAGCCAGGAUGUGUCGGCAGGGAAAACAGCACCUGUCCGGCGAAUAGAGAACUCUGUGCACAAAGAAUUCACAGACUCGGUGCUAAAUGCAGUAGUGUCUCUCGCUCAUGAAACUGCCUGCAUGGGUUAUGGAGUGCUGGUUUUUGCUGGUAGCCGCGGAGUGUGCGAGUCUGAUGCUCGCUGGAUCAGCCGGGUCAUGCCCCAGUUGCACGAGCUUGCAGCAGACGUCCUCAAAAAGCGGCUGGAUCUUUUGGGGGAUCUGCGUAGUUUGAGUACAGGAGCAGACCCAGUUCUUGAAGAAACCGUUCUUUAUGGGGUAGCCUUUCAUCAUGCCGGUUUAACUAGCGAGGAGAGAGAUCUCAUUGCCGCUGCUUAUGAUGCUGGGACCAUUCUGGUAUGCAUAGCAACUUGCAGCCUGGCUGCUGGUAUUAAUCUGGUAAUUUUGCACAAUGUCAAAAUGGGCAGGGAGUACAUCGGUCCCGCCAUGUUGAGACAGAUGCGAGGUAGAGCUGGCAGACAAGGGAAAACGCAGCUCGGAGAAACGUAUCUGUGUUGUCGGCAACCAGACUUGGAGCACGUCCUAGAGCUCAUGCAUGCAGAUAUACCAAAAGUUUCAAGCUGUCUUAGUACCGAGAAUCGGCGUAUUCAGCGGGCAUUAUUGGAGGUGAUUUCCAUUCGUCUGGCUACCAGCCGCGAAUCUAUAUCUGACUACUUUUCCAAUUCCCUGCUGCAAUGGUCGCAGUCACCAGACUUUGUCCACAAAGGCAUAGAACUAAGUCUCGAAGAGCUUCAAAGUAUGGGCCUCAUCAUGCCCGAUUCCUCCACAGGCUACGCGCCCACACAACUAGGAAAGGCUAUCGUUGCAUCAGCUAUUGACCCAGACGACGGUGUCUUUGUUCACAAAGAGCUUGUCAAAGCGCUACGAGCAUUUGUCAUGGACGGUGAGAUGCACAUACUCUAUGUGUUCACUCCGGUUCAAGACUUUGGCACAACUGUCAAUUGGCAAGUAUUCCGUAAUGAAAUGGAGUAUCUGGAUGAAAGCAGCAUGCGAGUACUUCAAUUCCUCGGAAUCAAGCCCACUUCUGUUCUCCGUCUUGCUCAAGGCGCCAUCCUGAAGGAGACGACGACUGAAGAAAAGCAAAUGGCCCGUGUCUACCGCCGUUUCUACCUGGCCAUGCAACUACGUGAUCUCUGCAAUGAAGUUCCUAUUCAUGCUGUGGCUCGCAAAUACGACAUGCCCAGGGGUUCAGUGCAAACACUAUCACAGACAUGUCAGGGAUUCGCAGCAGGCAUGGUCAAGUUCUGCGAACACAUGGGCUGGGGCCCAAUGGCUGCAGCGCUAGACCACUUCUCAGACCGUUUAAUGGCAGGCGCAAGAUCCGAGCUCCUAGCACUCUCCAAGGUGCCCUUUAUCAAGAGUCGCACGGCGAGAGUUUUCUUUGAAAAUGGAUAUCGGAGUGUGGCAGCUCUAGCCAACGCCAAUCCGAAAGACUUGGUCCCCAUACUUAUGCAGCCAACACGACUAGGCACAACCGAAUAA